AUGGCCCCAAUGGUGAUGGGUCAAAUGGGAUGGGAGUCGUCGUUAUCAGCCUUUCGCAUAGACGGAAGCGAACAGAUCGACGUCGUCUGCAUGGUGGCUGUCUGUCCAGAUGACGACUGUCCCCAGCUGACCUGCCCAUCGAACAAGGAUCGAACAGCCCGUUCAUUGGAAAAGAAGCAUCCCGUCCGGCUGACCUGCCCGUCGAACAAGGAUCGAACAGCACGCUCACUGGAGAAGAAGCAUCCCGUCCGGGUGGAUCGUCGUCUUAUUGUCAAAGCAAGGACCUCAGACAGCUUCGAGAAAGAUGAUCGAGCAUUUUCUGAGCUUUGCCUACAACCGAGUACCUACCUCUCUGCUCUUCUUCUACUGGCAUUGUCUUUGAUGGGUUUGGCUGUCUGCGUCUGUGUUGGAGUCAAGCGACGAACUAACUCAGUAGAGGAUCUCCUUUCAAUUUCACAGUAA
Molecule: messenger RNA, 462 nt
Organism: Cooperia oncophora
Lineage: Eukaryota; Metazoa; Nematoda; Chromadorea; Rhabditida; Trichostrongylidae
Source: the annotation of a GenBank genome assembly